This is a messenger RNA of Monoraphidium neglectum, 570 nucleotides long. RefSeq lists its product as hypothetical. The record is from RefSeq and is a predicted model, not a curated record. Bases 1 to 570 code for a protein of 189 amino acids. The transcript is spliced from 4 exons. NCBI's taxonomy places the organism in Eukaryota, Viridiplantae, Chlorophyta, Chlorophyceae, Sphaeropleales, Selenastraceae.
AUGAGCACCGGCACCACCAAGCGUGAUCUGGCGGUGAUCAUCCGCCCAGACCGCUUGACAAUUUCCCUGACGUGGGCCGGCCGCGUGCUGGACGGGCCCCUCUCAAAGCCGGUACGCGCAUCGGACGCCUGCUGGGCGCUGGACGGCGGCAGCAGCGGCAGCGACCAGGGCCUGCUGCCGCGGCCGCCGCCAUGGCGCGGCGGCGCAGGCAGCGGCGGCGAGGCUGGCGGCAGCAGCUCCGGCGUGUUGGGGCCAGGCCGCGGGGCGGAGGCGGCGCCGCCAGAGGGCUGCGUGGAUCUCAUGAUUGUGCUGCCCAAGGCGGAGGGCGGCCGGUUCUGGAAGUCCCUUUUUGAGGGCGGCCCGGAGAAGAGCCACUGGGAGCUGCUGCAUGAAGCGGUCCAUAACGAGGACGACGCGCGGUGGGGUCCUGGGGUCGACGACGCGGGGCCGGAGGCGCAGCUGCUGCUGGAAGAGCUACUGGAGAGGCAGCGCAUGGUGGCUGACGGCAGUUUUGACCUGGAGCGCUCCUUUGACGACUUCAGGAUGGUAGUCGGUGACAACACGCUUUGA